Messenger RNA from Trifolium pratense (red clover), 3996 nucleotides. RefSeq names its product pentatricopeptide repeat-containing protein At3g49740. The record is from RefSeq and is a predicted model, not a curated record. The transcript is spliced from 2 exons. Gene Ontology annotation, molecular function: RNA binding; protein binding. Gene Ontology annotation, cellular component: intracellular membrane-bounded organelle. NCBI's taxonomy places the organism in Eukaryota, Viridiplantae, Streptophyta, Magnoliopsida, Fabales, Fabaceae. Gene Ontology annotation, biological process: RNA modification. Bases 296 to 2473 code for a protein of 725 amino acids.
UGAAUGCACCCUUGCUAUAACACCGCACCAUAAGAAAGACAAAGAAACCAAAAACAAUUCCAAUCUUAAAACCUGUAACUGCAACCUCACAAAUGUCAUCUUGCACAACACAAAAAACCUUCAGAGCACGUCAACAUUUUGUCAACCUAACCAAUCCUUUUUCUUUCUUUCUUUUUUUCAAGUAGCGCUAGAAACCUAACCAAUCCUUUUACUACCCAAGUCGUUUAUUUUGGAAAAAAACAUCAUCGUUUAUUUUGACCGCAAUGCAUGCAUGCAAUAACAAAACAAACAACAGAUGAAACCCUGGUUUUCCCAACGGAUAUGGACGGACACACAAAUCCUCAAACUCAACCACAAACUCUCACACCUCACAAAAACAAACCAAUUUUCUGAUUCCCUCAAACUCUUCACCCAAAUCCACUCUUCCCUUAAACCAGAUCACUACACUCUUUCAACCGCCAUAACCGCCACCGCCAGCACCCGCCAUGUCACCGCUUUCGGUAACCAGCUUCAUUCAUUCGCCAUUCAAACGGGUCUCAAAGCUCAUUCCCAUGUCGCCAAUUCGCUACUCUCUCUUUACUCCAAAGCCCAUGACCUUGUUUCUGUUCAGCUUGUUUUUGAAGAUAUUCAAUACCCAGAUGUUUAUUCAUGGACAACGCUUUUGUCUGCUGUUACUAGAUUGAGUCAUGUUGAUUAUGCACUCCAUGUGUUUGAUAAAAUGCCCAAGUGUUAUGUGGCUGUUUGGAAUGCUAUCAUUACUGGGUGUGCUGAUAAUGGACCACAUGAAGGUGUUGCUUUUAGGCUAUUUAAAGAUAUGUUUAGGAUGAAUGUUAGGCCUGAUAAUUACACCUUUGCGACUAUGUUGAGUUUGUGUUCUUUAGAGCUUUUGGAUUAUGGAAGGCAUGUUCAUUCUGUAGUUUUCAAAAGUGGGUUUUUGGUUAGGACUUCUGUGGUUAAUUCUCUUAUUACUAUGUAUUUUAACUGUGGAUGUGUUGUGGAUGCUUAUGAGGUGUUUGAGGAAACGGAAGGUGGAGUUCGCGAUCAUGUUACAUAUAAUGCAAUGAUAGUUGGUUUUGUAAGCGUGGAUAGAUUUGAAGACGCUUUUGUGAUGUUUAGGGAUAUGCAUAGGAGUUGUGUUUGUUUAAGUGAAGUUACUUUUGUGAGUGUGUUGAGCUCUUGUUGUUCUUUGAAAGUUGGGUAUCAAGCACAAGGUUUGGCUAUUAAGAUGGGGUUUGAUCGUGGUUAUAUUGCUGUCAACAAUGCGAUGAUUACCAUGUAUUCAUGCUCUGGUAAGGUGAAUGAGGCUCUAAAUGUUUUUGAAAGAAUGGAAGAAAGUAGGGAUCUUGUUUCGUGGAAUGUAAUGAUUUCAAUGUUUGUUCAAGAGAAUAUUAACGAGGAAGCAAUCUUGACCUAUAUGAAAAUGAGGAGGGUGGGAAUUGAGCCGGACGAGUUUACUUAUGGAAGUGUGUUAGCUGCCUCGGACUCUCUGCAAAUGGUGGAGAUGUUCCACUCUCUCCUUUGCAAAAAUGGGCUUAUCAAAGUUGAAGUUUUGAAUGCAUUGAUUUCUUCAUACUCUAGAAAUGGAAAGAUAAAGUGUGCCUUUCAAAUCUUCUCCGAUCUUCCCUAUAAAAGUUUGAUAUCCUGGAAUAGUAUCAUAUCUGGGUUCUUGAUAAAUGGAUUCCCAAUGCAAGGCUUAGAGCAAUUUUCUGCAUUACUUGAUACACAUCUCAGGCCAAAUGCCUAUUCCCUCAGUCUUGUUUUGAGCAUCUGUUCUUGCACUUCAGCCAUGGAUCAUGGGAAACAAGUUCAUGGUUACAUACUGCGACACGAUUUUGAUUCAGAAAUUUCAUUGGGCAAUGCCCUGGUGACAAUGUAUUCCAAAUGUGGAUCUCUAGACGGGUCGUUGAGUGUAUUUAAUGCAAUGACUGUAAAAGAUAUAAUCACUUGGAAUGCUAUCAUAUCUGCUUAUUCACAACACGGACAAGGCAAAGAGGCUGUGCGCUGUUUCGAGGCAAUACAAAUCUCCCCUAGAAUAAAACCUGAUCAGGCUACCUUUACUGCAGUUCUUUCAGCUUGUAGCCAUUCAGGUUUAGUUGAUGAUGCUAUCCGUAUUUUCGAUAUCAUGGUAAAAAAUUAUGGAUUUGUGCCAAGUGUGGAUCAUUUAUCUUGCAUAGUUGAUCUGUUGGGUCGCAGUGGUUACCUUGAUGAGGCAGAAAGAGUAAUUACAAAUGGAGAUUUUGGAGCACAUUCCAACAUGUGCUGGUCAUUGUUCGGUGCUUGUGCAGUUCAUGGUAAUUUAAGACUUGGAAGAAAGGUGGCUAGACUUAUCUUAGAAAGAGAACAUAGCAACCCAUCAGUUUAUGUGCUUUUAUCAAAUAUCUGUUCAGAAGCAGGCCAGUGGGAAGAAGCAGCUAAACUAAGAGAUAUGGUUGGGAUGCCAAAACAGCGUGGCUGCAGUUGGAUAUCAACCUAAGACUUGCAAGUUAUAAAUGUAUAAGCAUGAGCAUAAUGUGAUCGAGUUCUUGUACAGAGUUCAAUUUUGAAUAUGCUUAAAUGACGAGGAUGAUGUGAUAUGCAAGAUAUUCAAAGUGGAGUUCUUAUGCUGCAUAAAAACUGGCUAAAGUGGAUGGUUUUAUGCAAGAUAUGUUUCAAUCUUUAUCUUCUCAAUGAAGGUUAAAAAAGCCAAAGUUUGAACUUCUUUUACUUGAGAGAAGUGAUUGGCUGGGUGGGCUGGCACUGGAACCUUAGAGUGUGUUUGGAUGAGGCAUUUUAUUGAGGGAAUUAAAAUGAUUUGGAUUAAAAUCUAUUGUUUGGAUUAAAAGUGAGAGAAUUUUUAAAAUGAGAGGAUUUUCCUGAAUUUCUCAUCAACCGGUUUGAGGGAAUUUAAAAGUCAACCUCUUAGGGUGUGUUUGGUAACACAAAUAAGCUAGCUUAUAGCUUAUUAUAUGAGCUUAUAAGCUUGUUUCAAAAAAUUAGAGGUGUUUGUUAAUAAGUUUUUUUUACUAGCUUAUAGCUUUUUUUCAAAUGCUAUUUCAAGUAGCGUUUGAGCUUAGAGUCUAUAGCUUUUUACACUUUAUUCCAUUUUUACCCUUCAAUUUAAUAACUACCCACUCUAAAAAAGAAAUUACCCGCUAUCAAUUAUGUCAUUUUAUAUUUAUUAACCACUUUAAAAGCUAAUUUUACCAAACACUUUAAUUUCAAUUAGCUAGUUUUUCAGCUAUCAGCUAGCUUAUAGCUUAUUUUUACAGAACAGACCCUUAGUAAAAAUUUCAGAAUUCUCCAUGCUAGCUUCUCAAUUGCGACUCUAUCUCAUUCACCCGUAACUCUCUUCUCACUCGCAAUUGUUCACCCUUUCACCAUCUCCACCGAACUUCUUUUCGUCUCGUCAGAUCCCUCACCCUAGCGUUUCACCAUCUCCAUCGAGCUUCUCUCUCAUUUCCAUCUCUCUCAGAUUGUGCUCUGCUGGUGUUUCACAAUUCAUUGAAGUAAAUUGAUAAAGAAAUUAUGGUUCAAUUUGUGGCACUGCCAUUAACACACAGCUGCCACUUUUCUUUAUACCUUUCCCCAGUCAACCUGAUUUUUUCACUUCAUUUCUUCUCUGUAAGGUUUUGAUGUGGUGACAUUAUCAUGCAGUCAAAUCUCAACCAUAGCAAAGAAAUAGGGAGAGAGGAUUUAACAUUUAAAACAAAGAGAGAUAUGGAGUUUAAUGGUUGGGAUUAAAACUAGAGAGAAAUCCACCGGAGAGGAUCAAUCCCCCGACUACUCUUGGUCUCACAUCCGACAAUAGAUCAUAGAUGAUAAUUUCAUUUUGCGGCGGGGAUUUGACGUCACAAAUAGAUACCGUUUGAGUAGAAUAAAAUUUAUUUAUAUGUUUAUAUUUUAGAUGUAAAAUCUUUUGAAGAGAAUAACAUUUAUCCAUAUGUUUAUAUUUUUUGUAUGACGUUCUCUAACCUGAGGAAUAGAAUUAGUCACUUGGUAUGCACUUUGAAUUCUUAU